CUUAAGAAGGGGGUAGAGGUAAUAAUGCUCUUAGCUGAGUUAAUGCGCGAUCGGAUUACUAGUCUUAAGAGAGCUAAUAUAGUAGUAUUAGAACGUAGGCGGCGUAAGAAGAAGCGGAUACAGAAGCGUAGAGUUCUUACGAAGGGAGCUAGAGAGGAUAUACUCACUUAA
Molecule: messenger RNA, 171 nt
Organism: Bipolaris sorokiniana ND90Pr
Lineage: Eukaryota; Fungi; Ascomycota; Dothideomycetes; Pleosporales; Pleosporaceae
Exons: 1
Source: RefSeq, a predicted model, not a curated record